Molecule: messenger RNA, 1643 nt
Organism: Chenopodium quinoa (quinoa)
Lineage: Eukaryota; Viridiplantae; Streptophyta; Magnoliopsida; Caryophyllales; Amaranthaceae
Product: nicotinate-nucleotide pyrophosphorylase [carboxylating], chloroplastic-like
Exons: 10
Coding region: 196-1143 (315 amino acids)
Biological process (GO): NAD+ biosynthetic process; quinolinate catabolic process
Cellular component (GO): cytoplasm
Molecular function (GO): nicotinate-nucleotide diphosphorylase (carboxylating) activity
Source: RefSeq, a predicted model, not a curated record
CCAUUACACAGCGCAUUGUUCUUUCCUGCGUCAGAACCUUUUGCCCCACUUUCUCUCUCUUUCUUCAGACAUUCUCAUCCUCUUCACCUUGUUUUCUGCAAAGUGCAAACCACUUCCAAUUCCAGAUUAAAACUUGAAGUUUUUGCAGUUUCAAUUUCACAAGAAUUACUUAUAUUUGGGGAAUUAUUGAAAUCUAUGGAGUCAAAGGCGCCACCUUGUCAUCCUACUUAUGAUUUGAAGGCUGUCAUCAAACUUGCUCUUGCUGAAGAUUCUGCUGAUAAAGGGGAUGUGACAUCUAUGGCCACAAUACCGGCUCAAAUGGAAGUGGAAGCCCAAUUUUUGGCAAAAGAGGAUGGAAUUAUUGCAGGUAUUGCCCUUGCAGAAAUGAUAUUCCAUGAGGUGGAUCCUUCCCUAAAGGUGGAAUGGUGCCAGAAGGAUGGGGAUCAUGUUCAUAAAGGGCUGAGAUUGGGGAAAGUGUAUGGAAGAGCACAUAGUAUCGUAGUUGCUGAAAGAGUGGUUCUGAAUUUUAUGCAAAGGAUGAGUGGGAUUGCAACCCUGACCAAGGCAAUGGCUGAUGCUGCAAGUCCUGCUGUUAUUCUGGAAACUAGAAAGACAGCUCCAGGUUUACGCUUGGUGGAUAAGUGGGCGGUUCUAAUUGGUGGAGGGAAGAAUCACAGGCUUGGUUUGUUUGACAUGGUGUUGAUAAAAGAUAAUCACGUCUCAAUAGCAGGAGGUAUCACAAAAGCCCUGAAGUCCACAGACCAUUAUUUACUGCAGAAUAAUAUCCAGAUGGAGGUUGAGGUAGAGACCAGAACCCUGGAGGAAGUUAAGGAGGUGUUAGAGUAUGCAUCCCAGAAUAAGACUUCCUUGACGCGGAUCAUGUUGGAUAACAUGGUUAUCCCACAAUCUAAUGGAGAUGUUGAUGUUUCCAUGCUUAGAGAAGCUGUCAGAAUGAUUGAUGGUAGAUUUGAAACUGAGGCAUCUGGAAAUGUUACACUUGACACAGUACACCAAAUUGGACAGACGGGUGUGACCUAUAUUUCUAGUGGUGCUUUGACACAUUCAGUGAGAGCACUAGACAUCUCCCUUAAAAUUGACACAGAGCUCGCACUUGAAGUUGGGAGGCGUACAAACCGCGCAUGAUCUGUAGCCUUGGGAAUUGGUAUGUGGUGAAAUUUACCUCCACCCUAUUUUUACGAAACAACUUUCAGUUCCUGCUAAUAAAUGUCAUGAACGCUGACCAAAGAGCAAAGUGCCCUUUGUUUACUUGAUACCCUUGAUUAUACAGUUAUACUGCACUAAUAACAUGUAGUUCAGUCCUUGUAUCCGUACAUAAUAACAUUGCUGAUGCUCAUCGUAAGAUGCUGUCUUCACUAUGCUUCCCCAUUCUCCCUUUCACAGUACGACUGUUUUACCUAGACUCCACCAUUUGCAGCCUCAUACUAGUUCAUAGUGUGUACGACUAUACACACUUUGGCGGAGCUUGAUGGUGCUUAAUACUCCGUAUACCGCCCCUCUCAUGUCUCUCUCUACAAAAAUUCUGUUAUUUGGCAUUCUUGUAUCUUGUUGGUUUGAUUCUGUACGGAAUGACUAUUGAGCAGUUUUGAUUUUACAUAAUAAACUAAUAUAGUGAUUUUAAUUUC